Phaedon cochleariae (mustard beetle) is the source of this 2392-nucleotide messenger RNA. The record is from the annotation of a GenBank genome assembly. Lineage: Eukaryota; Metazoa; Arthropoda; Insecta; Coleoptera; Chrysomelidae.
ACCAUUCUCAUCAGUACCAUUCACCUCCAUAGGUUUCUCUUUGCUAGACAUUGCCAUUCUUUCAGCAAUAAUUCCUCUCAAACAACCCUUACAGCUGUGUGGGGCCAUUUUGCCUGAAAACUGCAGAAAAACACCACAACUUCAACAGAGUAUUUGAUUAUCACAGUCCAAGAUACUGUGCAAUCAUUAUAUUUGAGACAUGAUAGGAGAUCUAACAGGAGACCAUGGCAGACUGAAUGAUGUGUGUUCAAUUUCAGUUACAUGUUACAUGAUGUCAAAUCAUGGGCUUCCAUUCACAUUGACCUUGACCUUACUAUCAGUUAGAUGGUAGGUAUAGGUAUGUGGUAUGUUAAAAUCAGUUUUGGGAGAAUGUUAUACCAGUAAGUGAUCAUUAUUUUUCAUCAAUGGGUGAUUUAAAAUAGCUAUGAUUAUUGGAAUCAAAAAUCAAACAGUGGCUGCAAUGCAUGACCUUUGAUAGCAUUACCUUUGAACAUUUUGAUAUUCUCUAGUAAAGGUGAUAUAGUUUAAAGUUCACGUGUCACCAGGUUAGAUAAUGGUAGUUUUUUCUCUAUUGUUUCUUUCACUCACAAGUCACAUAAAAUGCAUUAAUAUGUAGACGUGCAUAUAGUAGACCAUCUAAAAUUAUGCUCAGUAGAGAAUAUGAAAUUUAAAACUGCAAUUAUUGCAGGAAUGACGUAUGAAAAUUGAAAUAGAAAAUAAUAUAAAUCAAAAAUCCAAAUCACUCCUUUCACUUCACAAGUCCAAUGUCCGUUCAACCUCAAAAAUUUACUAAUUUCACUUCAACCUGUCAGUGUCAGUCGUUUGCCACAGUAAGUCACAGUCCGAACAAAUCCAGAGAUAGAGGAGAAUACUUAAGUUCCGUGAUACCUAAUGGCGCUAGGUUGUAAGGAAUGUUCUCCCUGUUCCUAAACACAAAACAAAUUUUCUUGUUUCAAGCCUUCAACCUUAAAAAUUAUAAAUAUAAAGUUAUUUUAUUUAUCUCUGCUUCUGGGGGCCUGGGCACAGCUUUGGGAAUGAAAUUCAAAGUCAUAGUAACAAAUCUAAAACCUGUAAUUUUAAAAGCUUUUGUAUCAUACAGCCAGACCCCCACAGCAUCUAACAUGGUGAAAUACCUUCAACAACAAGAAGCAAUAGACAUCGAUUUGGAGCUUUUCAAUAACUAUCAAUUUUCGGUGGAUCAACUGAUGGAGUUGGCAGGUCUCAGUUGUGCUUCUGCCAUAGGAAAAUCAUACUCAGAAUUACAACUCCAGAAUAAAUCCAUUUUAAUUUGCUGUGGACCUGGAAAUAAUGGAGGAGAUGGUCUGGUAUGUGCAAGACAUCUGAAGUUAUUUGAAUACAAUCCUGUAGUGUAUUACCCUAAAAAAACUGACAAGGAUUUGUAUAAGAGGCUGGUGAACCAGUGCAUUUUAAUGAAUAUUCCAAUAACUGAAUGUUUGCCAAACAAAUCUCAACUAAAUCGUGAGUUUGGUCUUAUUGUGGAUGCAAUAUUUGGAUUUAGUUUCAAGCCACCUAUCAGAGAAGCUUUUGUCCCAGUUAUUGAUUUAAUGAAGGACACCAGUCUACCAAUAGCAAGUAUUGACAUUCCCAGUGGUUGGGAUGUUGAAGCAGGUGCCACAGAAGAUGGAAUGAAACCAGAGAUGCUGAUUUCCCUGACAGCUCCAAAAAAAUGUGCAGAAUUCUUCAAAGGGAAAUAUCACUAUUUGGGGGGAAGGUUUGUACCUCCAACAUUACAGGAAAAGUAUAAACUGAAUUUGCCAAAAUAUCAUGGAACUGAAUGUUGUGUAUUACUGAACUAAAUAGGUAUAUUUUGAUAUGGACUUUGUUUCAAAAGAAUAUUUUUUUGAUAUGGUAAGUGAUAUUACUUAUAUAAUUUCCAAAAAAAACGGGAAAGUAUUUGUAUUGGAGGGACCUGUAUAAGAAUGAUGAAUAAAUGAAAGUAUUUGGUAUUAUACAACUUAGCUACAUAGGAGAUGGUACCAGAAUAAAUAAAAAAACAGAUUUUUUAAAAUCCCUUUUAUUCCAUAGUGAACUUAACCCCAUUACCAUGCUAGCAUGCCCCAUACUUUAUGGAGUAUCCUUGCUGUCAAUACAUACACAGGCAUAAAAAUCAGACCCAUUAUCAAAAAAAUAAGAAAAAGCACCACAAUAAUUUCCCCAGUGAAAAUGGCGCAUUUGAAGAGCUUCUCCUUUUGGUCAGGUGUCUCGAAAAUGUCUAUCAAUUUGUCCAGUAUGAAUCUGGCAAAGUAAACAAAACCAUCCAGCAAGGGGGCUAAAUUCCACAGCAUCACCAGUAUGGUUAUACCAGCAGUGUAUGCAUGAGUGCAAAGAGAUGUCAUAAGGGCCACAAAUGAAAUACUCCUGAAAAAAAUAU